This is a messenger RNA of Tetrahymena thermophila SB210, 1002 nucleotides long. RefSeq names its product cyclic nucleotide-binding domain protein, putative. The record is from RefSeq and is a predicted model, not a curated record. The transcript is spliced from 2 exons. NCBI's taxonomy places the organism in Eukaryota, Ciliophora, Oligohymenophorea, Hymenostomatida, Tetrahymenidae.
AUGAAUCAAAAUUAUUAAUUUUUAAACAAAUAAUGUGAAAGCUGUGGAAAAUAUAAUCAUCUUUUUUAUAAUUGCAAUUAAUUAUAAUAUAUGCCAAAUAUUUAAAAGAUAUUUUAUAAACAGAAUCUUUAAGUUUUUUAGGAACGAUAUAAAGUCUUCAAAAGGAAAAAACAAAGAAGCUAAAAUGCUUUUUAAUCUUAAAUAAGCUCAGGAUUAAAAAUAAAAAAAAUGCUCAUCGAAAAAUUUUAAAAUGGAUAAAUUUGUUUAGAUGAUUCUUCUAUUUUUCUUUCUGAAUAGAGCGAAGAAAAGGAAUUGUAAAAAGUAAAUUCAGCUACAAUUGUAAGGGAAAAGUAAAAAUCUUUUCAGAAUGAAAUUGUUUUAUGUGAAUAACCCUCUCUAAAUAAACGAUAGAAAUCUAAUUCAUUUAAAAGAGAAGUUUCGAAAGGGAAUAAAAAUGUAGACUUUUAGCAUUAAGUAAUUCUUAGCUAAUAUUAAGAAGAAAUGAAACCAAUAAGCUAGAUUAAAUUAAGCUUAUUAUAGUAAGAAAAUAUUAUCAAUAACUAAUAAAAUCACUAAGUUGCUUAAAGUAAAAUAGAAAGUGUUGAAGUUAAUCAUAAUUAAUUAAAAAUAGAAAACUCACUUCAUUAAAGUAGAGAUGAAUCUAUUAACUAAGAAAUUUAGAGUAUAAAUAAGAAUAAAUUUUCAAGACUUUAGAAUGAAUUUCAUAUCCUUCCAUCAGAUAUUUAAGAUUAAAGCUAUGAUAAAUAUAUUAAUUUAUUGUUUUACCACUUUGAUAUAUUUAAGAAUUAUUCAAUUUACUUCCCUCAUAACAAUUUGAGAUAUGUAUUAUUCGAAUAUAGAAAAGAACAACUUAAAAUUAUUAAAAAAAAAGUAGUUAAAAAUAAUAAAUCACAAAUCACCAAUAAAACUAAGAUAAAAAAAGAUAAAAAUUAAAGUUAACCUACUCCUUAAUUUGAUUAAUCUUUAAUAAGUAAAAAUUGA